This is a messenger RNA of Boleophthalmus pectinirostris (great blue-spotted mudskipper), 1594 nucleotides long. Its product is annotated as ankyrin repeat domain-containing protein 34A-like. The coding region runs from base 68 to 1594 and encodes 508 amino acids. The record is from RefSeq and is a predicted model, not a curated record. The transcript has 6 exons. Gene Ontology annotation, molecular function: protein binding. NCBI's taxonomy places the organism in Eukaryota, Metazoa, Chordata, Actinopteri, Gobiiformes, Gobiidae.
AGCGGCGUCAGAGCGCGGCAGCCCCGCGGACUCACGGUCAUGUGACUGGCUCUGUGCCCGGUGCAUCAUGGGAGAUGCGGUCCAGACCGAGGGCCACGCCCUCCUGAAGGCGGUGUCUCAGGGGAAGCUGCGAUUGGCCCGUCUGCUGCUGGAGGGCGGGGCUUACAUUAACGAGGGAAACGAGCGCGGCGAGACGGCGCUGAGCGCGGCGUGCACGUACGGGGACGCUCACGUGCGCACUCGUAUGGUGCGAUACCUCCUGGAGCAGGGCGCCGACCCCAACAUGGCCGACAGCGGCGGGCGCACGGCGCUCAUGCACGCCGUGCACCAGCGCGCGGGCGUGCACGUGGUGUCUCUGUUACUGAAACACGGAGCCGACCCGAGUCUGAAGGACUACGGCGGAGACAGCGCCCUCACCCGCGCCCUCGUCCACGCCCUCAGGGACGCCCACGAGCCCGACCGCCCCACGCUGCGCCUCCUGCUGGACGCCUGUGAGCAAAGAGGUCAUGAGGUCCUGAUCCUGACCUGCUGCAACGACAGAGGACAACGCACCGUGAGACAGUACCACCACACACCUCCAGACGGACACCAUGAGAAGAUCCAGGAGAGGAACCAAGAGAAGAUCCAGGACAGACCCCACAUGAGACAGGCUCCCACAGCUCCAGAGAAGAACCACAUGAGAUACAUCUGCACAGCUCCAGAGAGGAACCAGGAGAGGAACCAGGAGAAGAUUCAGGAGAAGAAACAGGCUGGAGCAACCCUGAUGGUCACAGAGUCUCAGAGGGACUCGGACUCAGCUCAGAGCGUCAGCCCCGCCCCCGAGCCCCUGUCGGCCGCCUCCCCCUCGGACGUGCACGUAGCGAGUGCGCACGGAGAGGGCGUAUUCAGCUUCAGCGUGGCUCCGCCCAGGCCCCGCCCCCCCAGGGUCCGAGUCCUGAAGAGGCUGAACUCUGAGCCGUGGGGACUGAGCGCGCCCAGAGCUCCGGCCCCGCCUCCCACACAGGAGGAGGUGGAGCUUCAGAAGCCGCCCUCAUUGGCCGAUCGUCCUCAGAGAAGACACAGCAUCGAGACGCACGACCCCGGCCACGGCGAGACGCUGACGGAGACGCUGACGGAGACGCUGACGGAGACGCUGACGGAGAGGCCGACGCUCGCCGACGAGACGAGCCUGGAGCUGCAGGACUCAGACGGUGGGGGCGCUGAAGACGAUGCUGCUCAGUCUUUCCGACGCCGUUUCCUCCCGCCUCCGCUCGUCGGUUCAUCAGAGAAUCUGUCAAACUCCUCAUCGCCAUUAGCGACACGCCGCGGGCGCCAGGGGGCGGGGCUUCUGGAGCGCCGCGGCUCCGGGACGCUGCUAUUGGACCACCUCUCCCAGCCCCGCCCCGGCUUCCUCCCGCCGCUCUUCAACCCUCAGCGGCCGAUCCCGGACAUCCGCACCGCCAACCCCGCCCCCUGCGGCCCUGGCCCUGCCCCCGGCCCCGCCUCCAAACGAGAACUGAGGAAAAAACUGCUGCGACGCCACUCGAUGCAACCGGAGCAGAUGAAGCUGCUGUCCGUGUUUCAGCACGUGCUCAGUGAGAACGAAGAGAAGUGA